Messenger RNA from Diorhabda carinulata, 1509 nucleotides. RefSeq lists its product as uncharacterized. The record is from RefSeq and is a predicted model, not a curated record. The transcript is spliced from 11 exons. The coding region runs from base 138 to 1277 and encodes 379 amino acids. Lineage: Eukaryota; Metazoa; Arthropoda; Insecta; Coleoptera; Chrysomelidae.
AUGUCAGUUUUAUUUUGGAAGAAUUUUACAUCUGUUGUACAUUUUGAUAUCUUCUAUUUUUUUUAAAAGAUGCAAUGCUAAUUCAGAGUUGCUGAUGUCCAAAACUCUUUAUUCUAUGAAAUCUAUUAUUUUUUAAUAUGAAAGAAAGUGAAAACCCAAAAGUUACAGUGAAUGAAGACUAUGUAGAUUUGAGAAACUAUAAUGUUGAUGCACCAAAAAAAACAUCAAUUAGAAAAAAGAAAUCUCCUCGAAAGAAAAGUAAAUCUCCAUUGCGUACCUUCCGCAUUAAAAAUGAAGGUCCGCGUUCCGAAAAAGAUUCAAAUAAUUCCAGGUUAAUAAAUUGCGGUUUGAGAAACCUGGUUACUUCUUUCAACGUAAAUGCUGGUAUGUACCAAAACCAAGCGACGCCUAGAAAUAAAUCAUGCUUAAGUGAAAACUCAAAAGUUGAUUACAGAUCUCGAAGAGCUUCACUCGGCGUUCAUGAUGAAUGUCUAAGUUUAAAGUCCAAAUCAGAUUUAUCUGUAUCCAAUAAAAAGAUAUCAGUUGAGCAUGUAUGUUCCAGCACCCCUGUUUUUCGCAGCAAAAAAACUAAUGUCGUAAGUGGAGAAAGGGUUGAACCACAUAAACAUAAAUGCACGAUGACAAACAAGGACGAUGUGGAAAAUGCAAAAAUUGUUCUUCCUCGUAAACAACGAACUCGUGUCAGAUCCAGAUCCAAAGAUUUUCACAUCACCGAUUCCACACAAUGUGUUGUUGAUACUCCAUAUGAAAAUGGACGUCAAUCGAAAGAGCAUUUAAAUAUGUCUGUGGAUCCCCGUCUGAAAGAAAAAUAUUCCAUAUUGAAAAUGCCCUGUUGGAAGCGAUCGUGGACUAUACCGGUAUUUUCUAGAAAAGGGAGCAUGCAAAAUUAUAAUAGUACUGACAAUUUUGAUGCUCAAACGUAUUUAUAUGACGAAGGCAGUGAAUUAGAUUCCUUGUUUGUAAAAAAGAAAAGUUUCUUUUCUAAGGUAUUUCCAGUCGAAUGCCUAAUUGUUUUAUCUGUAAUGGGCGCUGCUUGUGGAAUUCUUUUAGCAUCAUUACUGAUUUACAUAAUAUAUGGUAACAAUGUACUGCAAGUUUUCUUCAAGCCCCGAGAAGUUCCAGAAUCUUCAGUUAAAUCGUACAUUAAAUUUAUAGGAGGAGGAUUAAUUUAUAUUAUAACGAAGCUUUUUAGAACUCUAGGAGAUAUCUUGUCCAUACCGGUACAUUAUGCCGAAGAAGAUUUCUUUAGGACAUAAACAUGUAUUGCAAGGUCCAGCAAAAGUAUGAACCCCAAGACCCUUUUAGGUGGAAAACAGAUACUUGGUAGGGCAAAUAGUUUUAGUUUUGUCCAAAGUAAGGUUUAUCCUAUACGGUAAACAACAAAAAGCCCCAAAGAGGCUGUCCUGUCUUCCAAAAUAUAAAGUACUAUUAUUAAUUAUCCCUUAUAUUUCAAGAUUAAAUGUAAAUAAAUAAACAUAUCUAAAAACA